AUGAAGAUAGGAAACCACACCAGAGUUUUAGAGUUCUUCCUCUUGGGGUUUUCUGAGGAACAGCAGAAUUUUCUCUUUGGAAUCUUUCUGACCAUCUACUUGGUCACCGUGGCGGGGAACAGCCUCAUCAUCCUGGCUAUCGGCUCCGAUCCACACCUCCACACUCCCAUGUACUUCUUCCUGGCCAACUUCUCCCUCACUGACUUGUGUUUAUCAUCUACCACAAUUCCCCGGAUGCUGACAAGCAUCCAGGCCCAUAGUAAUACCAUCCCCUAUGCUGGGUGCCUGUCUCAGAUCCAUUUCUUCCUGUGGUUCAUUGGCCUAGAUGUUUUCCUCCUGGCAGUGAUGGCUUAUGACCGACUGGUGGCCAUUUGUUAUCCCCUUCAUUAUACCCUGGUCAUGAGUGCCCGAUGCUGUAUCCUGCUGGUGGUUGUGUCUCUCAUCCUUGCAUUUUCAUAUUCUCUCACCCACACCAUUCUCUUGGCUCAGUUAUCCUUCUGCAUGGACAACACCAUCCCUCACUUCUUCUGUGACCUUCUUCCCCUGCUGAAGCUCUCUUGUUCCAGUACAUAUGCCAACCAAUGUGUGCUGAUGUACUGGGGAGGCGCAUUAACCAUCUUGAUUCCUUUGCUGAUCAUCAUUUCCUAUGUCCGCAUCAUGGCCGCCAUCAUGAAAGUCCCAUCUGCAGGUGGGAAAUGGAAGACUUUCUCCACCUGUGGCUCCCACCUCUCAGCAGUUUGCUUGUUCUAUGUGUCUGCCAUCGGGGUUUACUUUAUUCCCUCUGCUUCUGAUUCAGUCAACAAGGACAAAAUCGCAGCAGUGAUGUAUGCAGUAGUGACCCCCAUGUUGAACCCGUUCAUCUAUAGCCUGAGAAACAAAGACAUGAAGGGCGCCUUGGGAAGACUCCUGAGCAGGAGGGCACUGCGAUCUUCAUGA
Messenger RNA from Dipodomys ordii (Ord's kangaroo rat), 936 nucleotides. Its product is annotated as olfactory receptor 1G1-like. Lineage: Eukaryota; Metazoa; Chordata; Mammalia; Rodentia; Heteromyidae. Gene Ontology annotation, cellular component: membrane. The coding region runs from base 1 to 936 and encodes 311 amino acids. The record is from RefSeq and is a predicted model, not a curated record. Gene Ontology annotation, biological process: G protein-coupled receptor signaling pathway. The transcript has a single exon. Gene Ontology annotation, molecular function: olfactory receptor activity; G protein-coupled receptor activity.